GUGACAUUGAGUCGUAAAUUGAGGUUAUCAAAUCAAUUUUCAGGAAAUAAUCUGCAUAAUCUUGAUAAUUAAGACUAAAAGAAUAUGUAAAUAAGUGAUAUUCUGAUCGAAUAUUAAGUUUAAUUUUAUAAAAAUGUGGCAGUUAAUGCAAAUGCACUCUUGCCAGCUCGUGAGACAGAGGUUACUAACUUCAAAGGCUAAUGUCUACUUUACAAAUAUAAUUAAAAACAAGCCUUCAAAUGUCGUUAAACGGUACUUUUCGGAGGUGAAACCAGCGGCAGAGAAAAAUGCUAAAUCAGAUUUAUUACUGUUAUGCAGUCCUUGGAAGUUGUGUACCGGGGUCAGUUUAGCACUCGGAGCUCGUUACUUUUUAAGUAAUGGCCCUGCGUAUUGUAAGGCUGUUGUGGGUCACUCGAGGAUAAUACAAAGAAGGCCAAAUGUUGAUGAAGAUACUGCUAAGUUUGAUUGGGAGAAGUUCGUGUCUUAUCUACAGCCUCACAAGUGGCUGUUGGUUGCUGCUGUUGCGUCAGCUUUAGUAGUGGCUUUCUUGAACGUGUACAUCCCAGCGAUAUUAGGAGAAGUGGUGAAUGUACUGGCUAACCAACGUCAUACCCCAACUGCAGACUUCCUGGAUGAGAUCAGAACGCCUGCACUUAAACUUAUUGGAUUGUAUAUGGGACAGGCUGUAUUUACAUUCCUGUACAUUCACUUGUUAUCACAAAUUGGUGAGCGAGUCGCCUCUGAGAUGAAACAAGACUUAUUUGAGUCCAUCCUGAGGCAGGACAUGGCAUUCUUCGACCAGGAGAGGACUGGGGAGCUGGUUAAUAGGAUCACAGUUGAUGUACAAGAUUUCAAGAGUUCCUUCAAACAGACAAUUUCAGGUGGUCUAAGAGCCACUACACAGGUAGUGGGAUCAUCAGUGAGCCUGCUAGUCAUAUCACCACAGUUGACCGGACUGACCCUACUAUGUAUACCGUCAGUGGUCAUCGGUGGUACUUUCAUAGGAUCACUGCUCAGAAAGCUGUCUAGGGAAGCACAGACACAGAUAGAAAAAUCAACGCUAGUAGCGGAAGAAGCGAUAUCGAACAUGCGGACGGUCCGCGCGUUCGCGGGCGAAGAGAACGAGGCACAACUGUUCAAGCGAGAGAACAAGGCUGCUGCGGAACUCAGCAUGGAGCUAGGACUUGGCAUCGGGCUGUUCCAAGCAGGGACUAAUUUGUUCCUUAAUGGCAUGGUGCUAGGCACGAUGUUUAUGGGCGGGCACUUAAUGUCAUCCGGCCAGAUGUCAGCGGGCGACGUGAUGGCCUUCCUGGUGAACGCUCAGACGGUGCAGCGAUCAGUCGCUCAGCUGUCUCUGCUGUUCGGAGCCGUUGUGAAGGGGAUCAGUGCUGGAGGACGAGUGUUCGAGUACAUCAACAAGAAACCGGUGAUGGACAAUUCCGGCACACACAUGAUCAAGUACCAUGAAUUCCAUGGUGAUAUAGAGUUCAAAGAUGUUACCUUCGCGUACCCGACUAGACCAGAUGCGGUUGUGUUGAAGAACUUUAACCUAAAGAUCCCGGCCGGUAAAACUGUAGCUAUCGUUGGUACUUCUGGUAAUGGAAAGUCUACUAUUGCAGCGUUAUUAGAGAGGUUCUACGACGUGGACAGUGGUUCAGUGACGUUAGACGGUAUCGACGUCCGUCUGAUGUCGGGCUCGUGGCUGCGCGGACGAGCUCUCGGCCUCAUCGGGCAGGAGCCCGUGCUGUUCGCCACCAGCGUCAGGGAGAACAUACGGUAUGGACGACCUGAUGCGAGUGAUGAUGAGGUAUACCGAGCAGCUCAAACAGCCAACGCUCACGACUUCAUCUUAAACUUCCCCGAGGGAUACGACACGCUCGUGGGGGAGAGAGGGAUGUCCCUCAGCGGGGGACAGAAGCAGAGGAUAGCCAUCGCCAGGGCUGUCAUCAAGAACCCGCCGGUUAUGAUACUGGAUGAGGCUACUAGUGCCCUAGACUCAGCGAGCGAGAAAGUAGUACAAACAGCGCUAGAAACAGCAGCGCGGGGCCGCACCGUGCUCGUCAUAGCGCAUCGACUGUCCACCGUCAUGAACGCUGACUUGAUAGUCGUGCUAAACAAGGGCCAUAUUGUGGAGAUGGGAACCCACAGUCAGCUGAAGAAACAGAAAGGUUUCUACUGGAACCUGAUAAAACAGCAAGAUCAAGACGCCGCAUCCGAAACAGCUUAUGCGUUAUGAAAUUUGAAAUAUUUUUUUAUAUAAAAAUUAUGCGAAUGUAUCACUCCGGCUUACACGACAAAACUACUGAACUGAUUCAAAUGGAAUUUGGUACACAUAUAGUGUGGGACUUGAGUAAGGAUGUAGGCUAGUGUUUUUUCUGGUGGAAGUAAUUUCCUUAAACACUUGGGUGAAAAAGAUGAAAUCGGUAAGGCUCUCAAACUUUUGUCGGCCAUUUGCCUGUCAAGUCAUACAGAAUUCAGCGUGGAAAAGCAAUAGUUAUGAUAAGUCAUGCCCUGUUUCGCUCAGACACAGGCCUUAGAAAGAAACCAGAUAUUCUUGUACAUUUGCAUAUUUAUAAUGUGUUGGAAAACCAAGCCCACACCAGCCAUCCAUUGGUCAAAUGCCGUUUUCCCGCGGUUUCACCCGCGUCCCGUGGGAGCUACUGCCCGCACCGGGAUAAAAUUUAGCCUAUGUUACUCACAGUUAAUAUAGCUUUCUAAUGGUGAGAAUAUUUAAAAUCGGUCCAGUAGUUUUUGAGUUUAUCCAUUACAACCAAACAAACAGAGUUUUCCCCUUUAUAAUAUUAGUAUAGAUAGUGGAACACACCCUAAGCAUAAUGUUAUGUGUGCUAAUGCUAAUUAGUAGCCUUACCCAUGCUUACCUCAGUAGUAUUAACAGAAUAUUUAUGAAACUUUAACCAAUAUUCGUCCAGUAAUGUAGAUACCAGUGUGAUAACGAAUAGUUUAAAUUCCGGAGUACAAUAAAUAGAAUGCGGGUGAUAAUAAUACCUACAGUUGUCAAUGAAAGCAGGCCCUUGCUUUGGGUUUCAUAUAUGGUUAGACCUCAAGGUCUAUAAAAAUACCCAAAACUGUUAAAUGCUUUUAGCAUCCAGGUGCCUUAUCUUCUCAUUUUCACAUCUUGCAUUAAUUGCGUGUUUAACAAAAGAAUUUAACGUUUCUUACAAACUUCUUAACUUCUUGAAAAAUGAUAAAUACCUAUUGUUAAUUCCAUAGUUUGUCAAAAUGGGUUAACUUGGUUCAAGUGUGUAGUUUAGUUUUAUGGGGCCUUCAUUAAAGUAACGUCUACUUAACGUUACUAUAGAAAACUUUAUUACUUUAAAACUUGGGGCCUUGGGGCCUUUAUUUAUUUUGGGCCCCAUAAAAUAGAGCCUUGAAGUUUUCUAUAGUAUCGUCUACUUAUCGUUACAGAACACUAAAUGGCCAAGGCCCCAUAAUUUUUAUAAACUUAAGAGGCUUUUUCUAUAAAAAUAAUUUGGGAAUAUUGUAUUUAAUUUGUUUUGUCUCUAUUAAAAACCUUGUGUGGUUGAUUGCUCGUGAUUAGGUAUAAGUUUGUAAAAAAAUAUAUUUAAAACCAAUAUCGGUAUGAAGUUAUGUAAUAUAGUUUAGUGAAUAGAUGUCUAUGAAUAUUGUUGUUAAUCACUGCUAUUUAUUGUGUUAAUUUUAAGGAGUUGGCGGUUAACUUGAGAAACGCAUUGUCAAUUAUCGCGUUACUACGCAGAAAGUUCGCUAGUCUGAAAGUGCUGUCAUCGUGUGCGGGGUUGAUUACUGAUGCUUGUUUUUUAUGAAUUUUGGUGCUUCAGUACCUAACAGAUUUAUGAAGUGUAGAUAUAGAAUUAGUUAGAUGACCAGUUGUUGAUAGUUAUUUUCAUCCACGUUUGUAUAUUUAUAUAAUUUAAACUUGUCUUUAUUGUCUAAAUGUUUUAUGCAUUUGGCUUUGUUGGAUAAUAGAGCUUGCUAUGUGCGAUCAAGUUAAAGGUACUGUCACAAAAAAUGCCUUUCACGCUAAUGGAUAUAAUAAAUUAAAUGAACUAAAGAUGACUUCUUUCACAAUGACUUCUUCCACAAAAGCAAAACUUAUGUGUGUGUAAAUUACGGAAGGGCACAGUAGUAGCCCGCAUUGAGCAAACGUGGUGAUUAAUGCUCAAUCCUUCUCUGUGUGAGAGGAGGCCUGUGCACAGCAGUGGGACGAUAAAAAGUCUGCAACAGUAGUGCCGAGUCGCCGAAUCAAACAAUGUUCGUGUAGUUUUACACACAGGUAGGCCGGCAAUACACGGACCGCUUGAAGCAGUCAGGGGCGACAGCUUCAAGCUGUCGACUGCAGUGAACUGCAGAGUUCUAUGGACGUACAUACACAAACCACUCGAGCAGUUGCCACUGAUUCGGGCGGUCGACAGCUUAAAAUUGUCGCUCCUGACUGCUUUAAGCGGUCCGUGUAUUGCCGGCCGUAUGGUUCACCUGCUUUUAGAAAGAAAGAAAAACCAUAUUCAACACAAAAAUGACGCAAGAAACUUUUGUGAAAGAGUACAUUUGAAGUUCUGUGAAUGCCGUUCCCACAUUUUAAAUAUUAAGCCCACAAUUUAAUAUCAUUAAAGUCCACAGUUUUAAGCGAUAUGUGUAAAGACAGUUGAUAACGGUAAGAAUUUUAACUAGGUUGGUAUUUUGAAAAGACUAUGGGUGAGAAUGUAAUCAUGGGGGUAUUUGAAACAAAUAAAAUGUUGUUACCAA
Messenger RNA from Helicoverpa armigera (cotton bollworm), 4743 nucleotides. Its product is annotated as mitochondrial potassium channel ATP-binding subunit. Gene Ontology annotation, molecular function: ATP hydrolysis activity; ABC-type oligopeptide transporter activity; ATP binding. The transcript is spliced from 14 exons. The record is from RefSeq and is a predicted model, not a curated record. NCBI's taxonomy places the organism in Eukaryota, Metazoa, Arthropoda, Insecta, Lepidoptera, Noctuidae. Gene Ontology annotation, cellular component: mitochondrial inner membrane. The coding region runs from base 134 to 2236 and encodes 700 amino acids. Gene Ontology annotation, biological process: oligopeptide export from mitochondrion.